AGCUGAAAUCCCCCCUCCUCUCGCUCCGCUCCGCCACUCCCCGUCCCCUCCCCGACGGCGCGCUCCGUCCGUCCCGCCAGCCAAUGCCGACGCCAGGCGCACGAGCCCUCAUCCUCCUCCCGCUCCUCGUCCUCCUCCUGCUCUCCGCCGGCGCCGCCAAUGCCGCGACGGAGGCCGAGGCGCUGCUGGCCUGGAAGGCCAGCCUCGACCGCCCGCUCCCGGACGCGCUCUCCACCUGGGCCAAGCCCGCGGGCCUCUGCUCUUCCUGGAAGGGCGUGUCCUGCGACGCCGCCGGCCGCGUCGACUCGCUCGCGCUCCGGGGGCUGGGCCUCGCCGGCACGCUCGACAAGCUCGACGCCGCGGCGCUCCCGGCCCUCGCCGCGCUCGACCUCAACGGGAACAACUUCAUCGGCGCCAUCCCAGCGGGCCUCUCGCGCCUGCGCUCCCUCGCCACGCUCGACCUCGGCAGCAACGGAUUCAACGGCUCCAUCCCGCCGCAGCUCGCUGACCUCUCCGGCCUCGUCGAGCUGCGUCUCUACAACAACAACCUCGCCGAAGCCAUCCCCCACCAGCUCAGCAGGCUCCCCAGGAUCCAGCAUUUCGAUCUGGGUGCCAACUUCCUCACCGAUCCGGACUACGGCAAGUUCUCGCCGAUGCCCACCGUCAGGUUCAUGUCGCUCUACCUCAACUACCUCAACGGCGGCUUCCCGGAGUUCGUCCUCAAGAGCGGCAACGUCACCUACCUCGACCUGUCGCAGAACAAUUUCUCGGGGCCGAUACCGGACUCGCUGGCCGAGAAGCUCCCCAACCUCAUGUACCUCAACCUGUCCGUCAAUGCUUUCUCCGGGCGGAUACCGCCGUCGCUGUCGAAGCUGAGGAAUCUCCGGGACCUACGGAUUGCAACCAAUAAUCUGAACGGAGGAAUCCCCGAUUUCCUUGGCUCCAUGUCCCAGCUCAGAGUUCUUGAACUCGGUGGCAACCCGCUCGGCGGGACGAUCCCGCCGGCUCUUGGCCGGCUCCAAAUGCUGCAACGCCUUGAUCUCAAGAGCGCCGGGUUGAAUUCCACUAUUCCACCGGAGCUGGGCAACCUUGGCAAUCUCAAUUUGAUGGAGCUGUCCAUGAACCAGCUCACCGGUGUCCUGCCGCCAGCGUUCGCCGGGAUGCGCAAAAUGCGCGAGUUUGGCAUAUCGUCGAACAAACUCACCGGUCAGAUUCCGCCGUCUUUGUUCAGGAGCUGGCCAGAGCUCAUAUCGUUCCAAGUGCAAAUGAACUCAUUCACCGGGAAGAUUCCACCAGAGCUCGGCAAGGCAACCAAGCUGGAUAUCUUGUAUCUCUUCAGCAACAACCUUACAGGCUCUAUCCCAGCAGAGCUAGGCGAGCUGGUGAGCCUUACUCAGUUGGAUUUGUCGGUGAACUCUCUCACGGGGCCGAUCCCCAGCUCGUUUGGUAAGCUCACGAAGCUCAAGAGGCUGGCGCUCUUCUUCAACAAGCUUACCGGCACGAUCCCGCUGGAGAUUGGCAACAUGACGGCGUUGGAAGUCUUGGACGUCAACACCAAUAAUUUGGAAGGCGAGCUGCCCGCCACCAUUACAUUGCUCAGAAAUCUUCAAUACCUUGCCCUGUUUGACAACAACUUCAGUGGUACCGUACCGCCGGACCUCGGGAAGGGGCUGAGCUUGACCGACGCAAGCUUCGCGAACAACAGCUUCUCCGGCGAACUGCCACAGAGACUAUGUGAUGGCCUCGCGCUGCAGAACUUCACGGCGAACCACAACAACUUCAGUGGCACGCUGCCGCCGUGCCUCAAGAACUGCACGGGCCUGUUCCGGGUGCGGCUGGAAGGGAACCACUUCACCGGCGACAUCUCAGAGGCGUUCGGUGUCCACCCCGGCUUGGACUACCUGGACGUCUCUGGGAGCGAAUUGACCGGCCGGCUAUCUUCUGAUUGGGGAAAAUGCACCAAUAUCACCCGCCUACACAUGGACGGCAAUGGUUUAUCAGGUAGCAUUCCAGCGGCGUUUGGGAGCAUGGCAAGCUUACAGGACCUCAGCUUGGCUGAGAAUAAUCUCACAGGAAGUGUUCCACCUGAGCUGGGCCAGCUCAGCCUCUUAUUCAGUCUCAAUCUUAGCCAUAAUGCCCUCUCUGGGUCAAUUCCGGCAAAUUUGGGCAACAAUUCCAAGUUACAGGCAGUCGAUUUGUCUGGGAACUCGCUUACGGGGACGAUACCGUCUGGCCUUAGCAAGCUCAGUUAUCUAAUUUUUCUUGAUAUGAGCAAGAACAAGUUGUCAGGGCAGAUACCAGGUGAGCUCGGCAAUCUUGUUCAGCUGCAGAGGCUUCUUGAUCUGAGCAGUAACUCAUUCUCAGGUGCGAUCCCCUCAAAUCUUGGGAAGCUGACGAAUUUGCAGAAACUGAACCUGUCACACAACGAUCUCAGUGGUCCAAUACCAGCAGGGUUUUCUGGCAUGUCAAGCCUUGAAACAGUUGAUUUCUCUUACAAUCGACUCACCGGUAAGAUACCAUCAGGGAAUGCUUUCCAGAACACAUCAGCUGAUGCCUACAUUGGGAAUUUGGGGCUCUGUGGUAAUGUGCAAGGUAUAACUUCUUGUGACCUCGGUUCUGGCGGUGCAUCUUCAGGGCAUCACAAGAGAAUAGUCAUUGCAACAGUUGUGUCAGUUGUUGGGGUUGUGUUACUUGCAGCCCUUGCUGCUUGCGUCAUACUGCUAUGCAGAAGGAGGCCUCGUGAGCAGAAAGUGCUGGAGGCUAACACCAAUGAUGCUUUUGAGUCCAUGAUCUGGGAAAAGGAGGGAAAGUUCACAUUCCUCGAUAUCGUGAAUGCCACAGACAACUUCAACGAAACCUUCUGCAUUGGUAAAGGAGGGUUCGGAACUGUGUACAGGGCCGAGCUUGCAAGUGGCCAGGUUGUGGCUGUGAAGCGAUUCCAUGUCGCCGAGACAGGCGACAUAUCGGAUGUUAGCAAAAAGAGCUUUGAGAAUGAGAUAAAGGCGCUGACAGAGGUCCGCCACCGGAAUAUCGUCAAGCUCCAUGGCUUCUGCACUAGCGGUGACUACAUGUACCUGGUGUAUGAGUACCUGGAAAGGGGCAGCUUGGCGAAGACAUUGUACGGGGACGAAGGGAAGAAGAAGCUGGACUGGGACGUGAGGAUGAAGGUGAUACAGGGGGUUGCUCAUGCCCUGGCCUACCUGCAUCAUGACUGCAACCCGCCCAUCGUUCAUCGCGACAUCACUUUGAAUAAUAUCCUGCUUGAAUCUGACUUCGAGCCACGGUUGUGUGAUUUUGGCACCGCAAAGUUGCUUGGGUCUGCUUCAACUAACUGGACUUCUGUGGCAGGAUCAUAUGGCUACAUGGCUCCAGAAUUUGCAUACACAAUGAGGGUGACAGAGAAGUGUGAUGUGUACAGCUUCGGCGUUGUUGCACUGGAGGUCCUGAUGGGGAAGCACCCAGGUGACUUGCUAACCUCUCUGCCGGCGAUAUCCUCAUCACAAGAAGACGAUUUACUCCUCAAGGACAUACUGGACCAGCGGCUGGAUCCUCCAACGGAACAGCUUGCAGAAGAGGUUGUGUUCAUCGUCAAGAUAGCGCUUGCCUGCACCAGGGCAAAACCUGAAUCCAGGCCUGCAAUGCGAUCCGUAGCGCAAGAGAUAGCAGCACAUACCCAGGCCUACCUCUCCGAAGCAUUCCGACUUAUCACAAUAAGCAAGCUAACAGACUACCAGAAGUGAUGCACCUUUGUGCAGAGAUUGUGAACCUACAUGGGCAGGUGAAAAUUGCAGACUUAUUAAUUCUGUAAAAUGCAGUUUCAGAUCCUCAAGUAGUUUGUAUGUCAAUUUAACUGCCAAAGACCAGCACUAGGAGAGCAUAUUGCGAUAACUCUGAUAAAAUAGUUAGACAAACUAUCCUGAAGACUGUCUGACUGAAACAAUGUGAUGUUUGUAUUUCUCUUUGUAGUUUGUACUAUCAUUAUGCUAUUUCCUGUGAAGGGCUAAGCAGUAAGGUGUAACUGUAAGAUAUAAGUAGACAAUAAAAAGGCAACAAGUAUUAUGUCUCUGGAAAUGGAUAAAAAGAUCUUGUCCAA
Molecule: messenger RNA, 4093 nt
Organism: Triticum dicoccoides
Lineage: Eukaryota; Viridiplantae; Streptophyta; Magnoliopsida; Poales; Poaceae
Product: probable leucine-rich repeat receptor-like protein kinase At1g35710
Exons: 2
Coding region: 84-3740 (1218 amino acids)
Biological process (GO): protein phosphorylation
Molecular function (GO): receptor serine/threonine kinase binding; ATP binding; protein kinase activity
Source: RefSeq, a predicted model, not a curated record